GCCUGGCCGGCUAGCCGCUCGCCCUGCUCAGUUGGCUCAGAGGAGCUCUGCGGAAGGUCAGAGGAAGGAGCUGUGGGAAGCACUCAGCAGGUAUCGCAGCCGAAGCCAGUGGGUUUGGGGGCCCGGGGCUCCCCAUCGGACUGCGUUGGGAGCCAGAUUCAGCUGAGAAUGGAGUGGGCAGGGAGGCACCAGGACCUUCAGGUCUCUGGGUUUGCAGAGAGCCGAAAUGACCAUGACUGCCAACAAGAAUGCCAGCAUCACACACGGAGCUGCAGGCACUAAGGCCCCUCAAGGGACUCUGGGCAGAAAAUCCUUAGAGUUUGAGGACGCGUCCAGUCUCCAAUCCCUGUACCCCUCUUCUCCCACUGAGAAUGGGACUGAGAGCCAACCCAAGUUUGGAUCCAAAAGCACUUUAGAAGAGAAUGCCUACGAGGAUAUUGUGGGAGAUCUGCCCAAGGAGAAUCCAUAUGAGGAUGUGGACAUAAAGAGCAGAAGGGCAGGUCGGAAGUCCCAGCAGCUGCCUGAGAACUCCAUAGACGCUCUGCACAGGAUGUGGAGUCCCCAGGACAGGAAGUACAACACCGCCACCACCCAGCUCUCCUCAAAGCCCAACAGCCAGUCCCUGCGUGGUGGGAACUGGUCAGAAAGGAAGAGUCAUCGGUUGCCACGAUUACCUAAGAGGCACAGCCAGGAUGACAUGCUGCUGCUGGCUCAGCUGAGCCUGCCGUCUUCCCCCUCCAGCCUCCAUGAGGACAGCUUCAGCACCACCAGCGAGCUGCUGUCCAGCCGCCGGGCCCGCCGCAUCCCCAAGCUUGUCCAAAGAAUUAACUCCAUCUACAGUGCCAAGCGGGGGAAGAGGAGGUUGAAAAAGCUUUCCAUGUCCAGCAUUGAGACGGCGUCGCUGAGAGAUGACAACAGUGAAAGUGAGAGCGACUCAGACGACAGGUUCAAAGCCCACACGCAGCGCCUAGUCCACAUCCAGUCGAUGCUGAAGCGUGCGCCCAGCUACAGGACGCUGGAGCUGGAGCUGCUGGAGUGGCAGGAGCGGGAGCUGUUUGAGUACUUUGUGGUGGUGUCCCUCAAGAAGAAGCCGUCCCGAAACACCUACCUCCCAGAAGUCUCCUACCAGUUUCCCAAGCUGGACCGACCCACCAAGCAGAUGCGGGAGGCAGAGGAGAGGCUCAAGGCCAUUCCCCAGUUUUGCUUUCCCGACGCCAAGGACUGGCUUCCCGUGUCAGAGUAUAGCAGCGAGACCUUUUCUUUCAUGCUGACGGGAGAGGACGGCAGCCGACGCUUUGGCUACUGCAGGCGCUUACUGCCAAGUGGGAAGGGACCUCGGUUGCCAGAGGUAUACUGCGUCAUCAGCCGCCUUGGCUGCUUCGGCCUGUUUUCCAAGGUCCUGGACGAGGUGGAGCGCCGGCGUGGGAUCUCUGCCGCCCUGGUCUAUCCCUUCAUGAGAAGCCUCAUGGAGUCACCCUUCCCUGCCCCCGGGAAGACCAUCAAAGUGAAGACCUUCCUGCCGGGGGCCGGCAACGAGGUGUUGGAGCUGCGGCGGCCCAUGGACUCCCGCCUCGAGCACGUGGACUUUGAGUGUCUCUUCACCUGCCUCAGCGUGCGCCAGCUCAUCCGCAUCUUCGCCUCGCUGCUGCUGGAGCGCCGGGUCAUUUUUGUAGCCGAUAAGCUCAGUACCCUGUCCAGCUGCUCCCACGCCGUGGUGGCCCUGCUCUACCCCUUCUCCUGGCAGCACACCUUCAUCCCCGUCCUUCCGGCUUCCAUGAUUGAUAUCGUCUGCUGUCCCACCCCCUUCCUGGUCGGCCUGCUCUCCAGCUCCCUACCCAAACUGAAGGAGCUGCCCGUGGAGGAGGCGCUGAUGGUGAAUCUGGGAUCGGACCGAUUCAUCCGACAGAUGGAUGAUGAAGACACACUGUUGCCUCGGAAGCUACAGGCGGCUCUGGAGCAGGCUCUGGAGAGGAAGAACGAACUGAUCUCCCAGGACUCUGACAGUGAUUCCGAUGAUGAAUGUAACACCCUCAGCGGGCUGGUGUCUGAGGUGUUCAUCCGCUUCUUUGUGGAGACCAUUGGGCACUACUCCCUCUUUCUGACACAGACAGAGAAGGGGGAGAGGGCCUUCCAGCGAGAGGCCUUCCGCAAGUCUGUGGCUUCCAAGAGCAUCCGCCGCUUCCUGGAGGUUUUUAUGGAAUCCCAGAUGUUUGCUGGCUUCAUCCAAGACAGGGAGCUCCGAAAGUGCCGGGCCAAGGGUCUGUUUGAGCAGCGAGUGGAGCAGUAUCUAGAGGAACUCCCAGACACGGAGCAGAGUGGCAUGAAUAAGUUUCUCCGAGGCUUGGGCAACAAAAUGAAAUUCCUCCACAAGAAGAAUUAACCCCUUUGCUGAGCAGCAGCAUCCAGUGCCUUGCAGAACCUGGAGCCUUGGCAGGGGUGGGGGGCAAGCCUAUGACCCUGUGGGCUCCCGUGGCUGCUCUGCCCCCACUGUCCCCACCCUCCAAGCCAGACCACCUCUGCCAUCACAAUGUCCCAGGAUACCGUUUGUAAAUAAUCUGCUGUAAGCUUUCCUAUUCGGUUUUUUAUUGUACCGAGCAAAGAGAAUCUGGUAAAUAUUUGUAUAUUCCCAAGGGGCCGGGGCUUUCCUGCCCUGCCCGAGCAUGGAGGUUUUGCUGGGUGCUGGUGACUAUCUCAGCCAAGCCACAGCUCUUUCCCAGAGGCCCCCUGCAGCCAGUCUCGGGCCCUCGAGAGCACAUGCUGCCUUGAUAUGUACAGGAGACCUUUUUUUUUUUUAAUCUUAAGAGUUUCUAUUUUUCCCCCUGGUUGUCCCCUCCCCGAACCCUCUGUUUUUGAAAGGCAAGGGCCAGCCGUUCCCCAUGUGCCGCACGGUUACCAGGCUCUUCGCCUGGUCCUCGCUCGCUCCUCCCACCUGUGAGAUGGUCAGUGAGUCCCGGACAUCUAGCCUCCAGCUCUGUCAGUGCGCCCUAGCAGGCUGCCACCAGGGCGCCACAAUGCGGUACAGGCAUCCUUCCCUCCCACUGUCUACGGGUGUCCCAAUAAACAGUGUACAGCGUGUGGGCCCAGA
Echinops telfairi (small Madagascar hedgehog) is the source of this 3085-nucleotide messenger RNA. It is a transcript of the gene DENND2B, whose product is annotated as DENN domain containing 2B. The transcript has 19 exons. Lineage: Eukaryota; Metazoa; Chordata; Mammalia; Afrosoricida; Tenrecidae. The record is from RefSeq and is a predicted model, not a curated record. Bases 227 to 2380 code for a protein of 717 amino acids. Gene Ontology annotation, biological process: positive regulation of ERK1 and ERK2 cascade.